GGAAGUGGCUGUCUGAGACGGCAUCCGGGUCUGGUGGGUUGGGAGGUGUCCUUUUUAAAAGAAAUAUAUAUAUAUAGAAGUGAACAACCCCCCCUUCCCUUUGCUUUCCCUGUUUGGGUGCGGCUUGCAUUUGCACAAAGGGAAAUUAUUAUAAUUUGCAUUUGGCAAGGCAGGCUUUGCAUUGCAUUCUUUGCAACCUCGCUCCUCCUGGAGGAGUGGGCUCUCUCUCUGCAGGGAAAAGAAGGCAAUUGAAGAAGAAAAAGGAGAGGAAAAGGCGCAGAAGCAGCAAAAAGAAAGCCUGGACUUGACGGAUUGCAACACCCAGCAGCCUUGACAGGAAGCCCCUUUCCUGUCUAGGAAAAUCUGAAACUUAAUACCAUUAUUGUAUUGGGCAAUCUUUGCUUCAUUGGUGUAGGAGGUACAAGUUGCCUCAGCCCUGUUGGGAACUGCCUUGGAGCCUGGAGCAACGAUGGAGGAGCGAGAUGCGUUUGGACCUGAAACAGAAAAAUACUGUGAUGCCGUCGAAGCCGGGAGUACGGGAAGAUUGUGGGAACGAACAGCGCGGGAUGACACCAGUGAUGAAGAAACGCUCAGCUCGGAGGCCCAGCGCCGGUGCUUCCGGGACUUCCACUACUGGGAAGCCAAGGGGCCUCGGGAGGUGUGUGGCCGCCUCCACUCUCUCUGCCGCCGGUGGCUGAAGCCGGAGCAAAGCACCAAGGCUCAGAUCCUGGACUUAGUGAUCCUGGAGCAGUUCCUGGCUGUCCUUCCUGCGGAGAUGGAGAGCUGGGUCAAGGAGUGUGAGCCGGAGACCAGUUCGCAGGCCGUGGCUUUGGCGGAAGGAUUCCUCCUGAGCCGAGCAGAGGAGGAGAAGAAGACGCUGCAGAAAGAGCAGCAGGAAAACAUGUUUCCUUUGAGUCUCAAAGAGGGGAAGCAUUUCCUUCCAGAAGAAGAUAUGGAUGCUCCAGAGAUACAGAGUAGUCCAUCAUCAUCUAACAGGAAAUCAGAGACAGAGUGCAUCAUGGAAGAGGAUGAUAAUGGGUCAGCUUCCACGGGAAGUGACGUCCAGUCCACUGGGGAUGGGGAAUCUGUAAUUGUUGUGACGGACAACCAGUCAUCACCAGGAGAUGCAUCCAAGACGUCGGGAAGAUGUCAUCGGCCAUCUCCUCUUGAAACAACGGAGUUGGCUUCUUCGCAAGUAGAUCAGGUGACCCUGGAUGAGCUGGCAGUGGGUUUCACCCCUGAAGAGUGGGCCCUCCUGGACCCGGAGCAAAGAGCUUUGCACAAGGAAGUCAUGGAGGAGAAUUAUGGGAUGGUGGCCUCGCUUGGGGACACGGCUCCACUUGGUGGCCGAAAUGAAGACGAACCAUGCCUAACGUGGUUGGAAAAUGCUAAUUGGAAGGAAGAUGAAGAAUUGAGCAUCGACACCGAGGGAGAACUGGAACUGCAAAGCCGAUUCCCUGCUGCGGAGGAUCCAGAAAUCUGGGAAAUCCCAGACGACGAAAACACGGAGGAGAGCGAGGAGAGCUGGAAGUGUGCUGUGUGUGGCAAGUGCUUCCUCUGGAAGUCGAGCCUUUACGCCCACAUGAGGAAGCACACCGAGGAGAAGAUCUUCGAGUGCACCCAGUGCGGGAAGUGCUUCCACUGGCGGUACCUCCUGAUUGCUCACCAGAGCAUCCACACGGGCGAGAAGCCCUCCAAGUGCAUGGAGUGCGGGAAGAGCUUCUGCCACCGAUCGUCCCUCAAGCGGCACCAGCGGUUGCACACUGGGGAACGGCCCUACAAGUGCCUGGACUGCGGGAAGAGCUUCUGCUACCGGCCGAGCCUCACCAGCCACCAGCGCAUCCACACGGGGGAGAAGCCCUUCAAGUGCUCAGACUGUGGGGAGGCUUUCCGACACCGCCGCAACCUCAUGAUCCACCAGGCCAGCUCCAAAGGUGAGGGGCCCUGCCAGUGCCUCGAGUGCGGGAAGACCUUCAGCGACAAGAUCAAGCUCGCCUCCCACCAGAGAACGCACAACCGUGAGAAGCCCUACAAGUGCCCCGAGUGUGGCAAGGGCUUCUCCCACAAGUCGCACCUCAGCACCCACCAGAGGAUUCACACCGUUUUCCACAAUUUGUGGGAAACACUUUGGCCUUGCAAAGACAUGGAAGAGAGUGACGGGGCCAUGAUGUCUCUUGGAAGUGUCAUCCGCCAUGGAUCCAAGUUAAGAAACCCAGUUUUGGAAGUUAAUCAUGAAAGAGACGAUUCCCAUGUUUUUAAAAAUGGUCCUUUCGAUGUGUCUGAUAGCGCUCCCACUUCACCAGUGGCUCAGUCAUCCUGUGACAGUUUUGCUGAUGAAGGACCAGGUGAGGUGAUCACCAUGUCUGACAGCUCCCCAAAUUCACCAGCAGCUCAGUCAUCCUGCGACAGUUUCGGUGAUGAAGGACCUGAUAGUAGCAGCUGCCUGGAGUCAGUGACCCAAGGGCUGGAGCCAUCCUCUUCAACCACAGAAGAGUCAAAUUCUAACUCCCUGGAAGCAGAAGAGAAGGCAUUCAAAUGCCAGGAAUGUGGGAAGCAGUUCAACCAGCGGCCGCACCUCAAGAGGCACCAGAUUGUUCACACUGGGGAGAAGCCCUUCAAAUGCCUGGAGUGCGGGAAGGCCUUUACGGAAAAGAGGAACCUCACGGCGCACCUGAUGAACCACACGGGCGACAAACCCUACAAAUGCGAGGAGUGCGGAAAGAGCUUCAGCCAGCAGUCCCAUUUGAAGAGGCAUGAAAUCGUCCACACCGGCGAGAAACCCCACAAAUGCCCCGAAUGCGGGAAGGGCUUUUCUGAAAAGCGAGACCUUGUCGGACAUCGAAUGAACCACUCGGGGGAGAAGCCGUUCAAAUGCGAGGAGUGCGGGAAGAGCUUCACACGGAAGUCCAUCUUCAACUCCCACGUCUCCAUCCACACUGGAGAGAAGCCGUACAAGUGCCAGGAGUGUGGGAAGGGCUUCAGCUACAGCUCUGGCCUCAUUUUGCACCAAGUCAAGCACACAGGGGAGCGGCCCUACAAAUGCCUGGACUGCGGGAAGAGCUUCAGCCACCAGUCCAAUCUCAAGAGGCACCAAACCAUCCACGCCUGGGAGAAUCCCUACAAGUGCCAGGAGUGCGGCAAGAGCUUCGUGGAGGAGAAGAGCCUCCGGACCCACCAGCUCAACCACAUGGGGAACAAGCCCUAUAUCUGCCUGGAGUGCGGGAAGACCUUCAGCCAGAAGUCGACCCUCAACGCGCAUAUCCUGAUCCACACUGGAGCCAAGCCAUUCCAGUGCCUGGAGUGUGGGAAGAAAUUCACGCAGAGGUCCAACCUCAGCAGGCACCAGAUGAUUCAUUCCGGGGAGAAGUCGUACAUUUGCUUUGUGUGCGGAAAGGGCUACGCGGAGAAGAGACUCCUCAUUUUGCAUCAGAGGAAACACAUUGGCUAAUUGCGUAAAGCAGGCACGGGCCAACUUCGGGCCUCUCUCCAGAUGUUUUGGACCAGCACUUAGGAAUUGUGGGAGUUGAAGUCCAAAACACCUGGAGGGAGGCCUGAAGUUGGCCCGCGUCUGAUGUAAAGGAAUGUACAAAGAGUGACAGCUGGAGAUCGUACCUCAGCACACCUCAAUUAUUCAUACAGGGGAGACUUAUUCAUCAAUAUGCAGCCUUUCCAGAUUCCAUUUAAACUGCCUCCAGUAGAAGAUUUUAAUCGACCCCCAGCCCAAAAAAUGGUUAAUGUCCAUUGGACCCUUCGAUGUAUUUUCAGGAAGAAUUUGGCAGCUGUAGAUCAGUAUUAAUCAUGUGAAAUCCUCAGUGUCACUAAUUCCAGUGAUACAGCUGUGCCCUGUAGUAUAUAUAGAUAUAUAUAUAUAUCUUAAUUUUGGGUUGCAAAUUAUAUGUAUUAGGAGUUUUUCCCUUUGAUCAUUGGCAUGUGUGGAUAUCCAUCUGAGGAAUAGUGAAUGAAUCAUGGCCACUAUUUCAUGUGUUUGGGGAGAAAUCUUUUCUAUAUUUCUGUUGUUCUGGUCCUUCAUUCAUUCAUAUAUUUAUAUCUGUGAUUGGGAUUGAGAAAUAUCCAAUGAUCCAACAGAACAGGAGAACAUCAUGUCCAUAUUCUCUAGGGAGUAGUCUAUCAGAUUCUUUUUUGUUCGUUGGCAUUGCUUAUCACAGCUUGAGCAUCACAGAAGGGGGUCUUAUAUUGAUAUAUGUUCCUAACAGCCCAGUUAAGAAGGAACUCUGGUGAUUGACUAAGUGUGUAAUAGAUUGAUGUUAUGGGGGAUGCCUAAUUUUAUGCAGUUGUCUCUCUGCUUUCGCUGGGGCCACAGGAAUCCAGUGAAAGUGAACCAUUGCAAAUAAAGUAAUUGCUAUUUUUAAAAAUCUGAGUGAACAACACCUUUUGGGGAAUUUCUAGAUCUACCAGCAUGACUCUGUGUUUGAUGCCUGCUGGAAAAGGGCCAUAGAAUUGUACUUGAGGACCUUGAGAUUGCUAGAGAUUUUAUCUCCUUAGAAAUUUCAAUCUUCUAUUGUGACUAGAGGGUGUGGGCCAUAAAGCCACAUGAAGGAUUCUGGAAAAUGGAAAUCUCCAUAACCAUUUGGAGAUUUUAUUUUCUUUGGAAAUGAUCUUGUUAAAAGUCAAAACUUUUUGAAAAAUAGCAUUCAUGCAAGGCAGUGUGACUUCAAUUAUUAGAAUGAACCUAUUGUCUCUGAUCUGUUAGGAACAGAGAUAUGCCAACGCACAAAAACAUGCAUAUAUAUAGCAGAGUUUCAGAAGUGUUCUCUUAGUUGCCCAAAAAAAAUCUACUCUCCCUUAAAACCUCUUGGUUUAAAUCGUGCUCUCAAGAGACAAAAAUAAGCAGACUUCUUUAAAAGUUGGUUUACUCACAAACUUCAUGUAUUCAGCAUACAGGUACUUUGCAUAUCAGUCCAGUUACAGCUAGGAUUUGAAGUAGUUUUUCUUUAUAAGUAACACAGGUCAUCUUUCAUUGAAUCAACAUUCCAUAAUCUAAAACAUCUUUCUGGUCUGACAGUCUAAUAGUCUCUUAUCUAAUCUAAAAGUCCAAUGGAGUUUGUAAGCAUAGUGUUCCUAGUAAAGGUAAAGGUUUUCCCCUGACGUUAAGUCCAGUCGUGACCGACUCUGGAGGUUGAUAGUCAUCUCCAUUUCUAAGCCGAAGAGCCCGCGUUGUCCAUAGACACCUCUAAGGUCAUGUGGCCAGCAUGACUGCAUGGAGUGCCGUUACCUUCCUGCUGGAGCAGUACCUAUUGAUCUACUCACAUUUGCAUGUUUUCGAACUGCUAGGUUGGCAGAAGCUGGAGCUAAUAGCGGGCACUCAUUCCUCUCCCGGGAUUUGAACCUGGGACCUUUUGGUCCGCAAGUUCAGCAGCUCAGUGCUUUAACACACUGUGUUAAACUGAAGUUUAAAGCAUACAAUUCCUACGGAAGUUUCUAAGCAUACUGUUCCUAAAAUGAAGUCAGCCCUGAACAAGCCCAGUUCUGAUCACCUGGUCUGCAGCUCUUUCCACAAUAUAGAGUUAAAGAAAAACUGCAAACCAAUACACAUAAAUACAAUACAGUAAGCAGUCUGAAUUAUAUACAUAACUAACUAAUGGAGGCUUGAAGAAGGUUGCUAUUUCCAACAGACUUAUUAGAGACUCCUAUAGUAGGAACAUGUUAAUCAAAUAUCUGAAUGAUUAAAUCUGUAAAAGUCAGAGCUACAAAUAUGACUGUAUAUUUCAUCAUUUGUCCCUUUCCUUUUUCCUAAGCCAAACAGCCCCAGGCAUUUGCAAUAUGUGCUCAUGGGUGAGUUUUUCCUAGGGUUGACUUUUAAGAUAAAUGGUGCUCUGGGCAAGCAGUGUCAAGUCACUCCUUGCUGGUUUGUAGGCCUUGCUCAAGCUCGUUCCAGAUUAACCAGAGUUGUAGAUGUAUUUGCUUUUAUUCUUUGCAUGAGGGUUAGGCAUCCCAUGACUUUGACUUUGUCUAUUUCUCAAUUGCUUCCUGCAGAUCUUGUUACUCCUAAUGGCUCACUCACAUCCAGUCUUCUGUUUGUGACCUGUUUUCCUGCAUUUACAGUUCCACAGCGGAGAAAGUAGAUGAGUCAGUGCUCCUUUCUCUUAGGUCUAAGUUCUUGCCUUUCGUCAUGUUACUCAGAGAAGGGAAUGGUUCUUUUUUUUGGAAAAGAAGAUACACUGCUCACAUUGACCCACAUUGAGGUUUUUUAUAUUCAUUUUUAACUCAAUCUAUAGACUUAUAUAAGACUGUACGGUCACUUCCUUGAUGCAUAACCUAACUCACAUUUAUGCCUUGCUCUGUGAAAACUUGAAAGCAUUUACUCUCCAGUGGCAGGUGCUUCUUGCUGUUCUCAGUGAUCUCUUGGUCUCUCUUCGUGAUGGGCCUGCAAUUCUUCCUCUGCGAAAAACAGCCUAUAUGUUUGGAUGCAGCAUUGUGACAUAAAAGCCAAUUGUGCAUCCAUCUGAUGAAGUAGACUUAAAUCCACAAAGGCUUGUGUAACCAAAUUUAUUUCUCUCAGAGAUACUACUAGAUCAUUUUGCAGUACAAGCUUAUCAGGCAUAAAUGAUUGUCUAUUACAGUAGAGUCUCACUUAUCCAACAUUCGCUUAUCCAACGUUCUGGAUUAUCCAAUGCAUUUUUGUAGUCAAUGUUUUCAAUAUAAUGUGAUAUUUUGGUGCUAAUUUUGUAAAUACAGUAAUUACAACAUAACAUUACUGGUUAUUGAACUACUUUUUCUGCCAAAUUUGUUGUCUAACAUGAUGUUUUGGUGCUUAAUUUGUAAAAUCAUAACCUAUUUUGAUGUUUAAUAGGCUUUUUCUUAAUCUCUCAUUAUCCAACAUAUUCGCUUAUCCAACGUUCUGCCCGCCCGUUUAUGUUGGAUAAGUGAGACUCUACUGUACAUUGAUUGGUUUUGACACCUUAAAAUGGGUUAACCUGAUAACAUUUAACUCUUGAGUAAAGAACCAGAAAGAAUUGUUGCAUAAAGCAUGCUCACCAAUGCUUUUAAACGAUCAACUAUGCAUCAGAUUAGCACAGAGAACUUUGUAAAAUAUUUAUUGUCAGCACUUAAUAGCAUGGAUUCAACUAUCCAUUGCUUGAAAAUACCCCCGCCUUGACCAGAUAUACUACAAACUACCAGGCUUUAAACUGUUCAGCUUCAAAUGAGUAAAAAAAAAAUCCUCAAAAGCCCAAUUAUGCUGUCAGCCUCAAACUACAAAUUUCAGUGUUUUGUUCUGAGCCAAUUCUAAGAGUUCUUGGCGAGAUUUAUCCAAAGGAGAUAUGCCCUUGCGUUCCUCUGAGGCUGAGAGAGUGUGACUUGCCCAAAAUCACGCAAUGAGUUUCCAGGACUGAGCAAGGAUUGAAAUUCUGGUUUCCAGACUCCUAGUGUAAUACAGUAGAGUCUCACUUAUCCAAGCCUCGCUUAUCCAAGCCUCUGGAUAAUCCAAGCCAUUUUUGUAGUCAAUGUUUUCAAUAUAUCAUGAUAUUUUGGUGCUAAAUUCGUAAAUACAGUAAUUACAACAUAACAUUACUGCGUAUCCAACUACUUUUUCUGUCCAAUUUGUUUUAUAACAUGAUGUUUGGGUGCUUAAUUUGUAAAAUCAUAACCUAAUUUGAUGUUUAAUAGACUUUUCCUUAAUCCCUCCUUAUUAUCCAAGUUAUUCGCUUAUCCAAGCUUCUGCCAGCCCGUUUAGCUUGGAUAAGUGAGACUCUACUGUACUAUUAAUAUUCUGGCUCUGGUAUGAAGCAAGUAGUCGUAAAGGAAUCACAUCACCAUAAGCUGUCAUUUCCCUGGCUAAAAUUCACAAACUUAUUUCCCCAAAAUAACAGAGCUAUAGUAAUCAUGCAAUCAAUACUACCAGCUGCUUUAUGUAGUAUAUUUUAGAGCUCAAAGCAAGUUGAUAUCAGAGGGCUCUUUAUAGGAAUGUGCAGUUGGCUCUCCAUUCACAGAUUCUGCAUCCAUAGCUUGAAAUAUAUAUAUAAUUCCAGAAGGGAAUUCUAUUGUGUAUAAUGAAAAUUUAACAUCCACAGCUUUUAGUAUCCAUGGGAUGUCUUGGAACCAGACCUCAGUGGAUACCAAGGGCCAGUGUAUAUUGAAGUAGCAUAGCUUGGAAAUGUAGAUGCCGUGGUUUUCAAGUCAGUUCAUUAAAAAGAAAUACAGCUUCGAAAAACUUCGGCCCUCCAGGUGUUUUGGACUUCAACUCCCACCGGCUGUUAGGAAUUGUGGGAGUUGAAGUCCAAAACACCUGGAGGGCCCAAGUUUUCCCAGGCCUGAGCUAUAAUUAGCCAUUAUUUGCUAAUUUGGGUUAUCCUUUCUCUACCUUUCCCAUUUCUAUAAUAUCUAUUGGAGGGCAGCUGUACACAACGUUCCACAUUUCAGUCCGUUAUUCAAAGCUCAGAUUUCAGCAUGGAGUGAGAAUAUUUUCCCCUUGAAUAGGCAUCGCUUUGUAGUUGUUUAUACAUACUGAGCAAUUGUUAUCUGAAAUCCAAAAUUGUCCAUAUGGACGGCUAAGAUAGUGGCGCCUUUGCUUUCUGAUGGUUCGAUGUAUACAAACUUUGUUUCACUCACAAAAUGAUGUAAAAUAUAAUGUAUAGAAUUACCUACAUGCACUUAACAAUAUAAAAAUUAUGUGUAUAUGAAAUAUAAAUUAAUGUCAUGUUUAGCUUUGGGUCCUAUAUCCAAGAUAUCUCAUUAUGUAUAUGCAAGUAUUCCAAAAUUUCAAAGAAGGAAUACUUCUGGACCCAGGUAUUUUGGAUAAGGGAUAUUGAACCUGUAUUGGAUUUCUAUUUAUCUGUUUUUUCACAUCGCAGGUAUCCUUUUUUUACCAACUUCAUGAUCCAUGUGUGAUGUUUUGCAAACCAAAGCACCAUCAGCAAAUUAUGUAUUCCCUUUGCUUCAUGAAUUCUCUACAUUGUAGGCUGGGAAGACUGAAAUGUUCCCUGUUUUCUUUCGAGAAUAUCUUGUCAGCAAUUGCAUUAAUGCAAACACAUCUCCGUGGCUUUUGCUCUCUCACACAAGUAAAGUGCUGGAGGGAAGGGCAUUUUAGAAGAUUGUAUUACUAUCACUGCAUUCUCAUAAUAGGAUCUUGCUUAUGUCCCCCUUUUUGUUGAUACGUUAUUUUUAUGCUUUAAUCGAUUUUGUAAUAUAUAGUUUAUUUUUUGUCCUUGCCUUUGUGGUAGUCACUUUGUUAACAACUUUGGUUGAUUUAUUGUGUUUAAUUCCAAGGAGACAGAAUCCAGAACGCUCUCCCUGCCAGCCUUAAACAUAAUUCUGUGAAUCUGCUGGAAAUUGACAUGCUGGGUUAGGAUAACUCGUAUAGCGGAUUGUUUGGAUUCCCCUACACUUUUCUUUUAAAAAAUUACCUUCAAUUGUACAGUAGUCUUAUUUUUCUUUUGCUUCCAUUUUAAAUAAAUUCCUGUCAAUAAGUG
Messenger RNA from Anolis carolinensis (green anole), 9428 nucleotides. Its product is annotated as zinc finger protein 665. The transcript has 13 exons. NCBI's taxonomy places the organism in Eukaryota, Metazoa, Chordata, Lepidosauria, Squamata, Anolidae. Bases 470 to 3448 code for a protein of 992 amino acids. Gene Ontology annotation, biological process: regulation of DNA-templated transcription. The record is from RefSeq and is a predicted model, not a curated record. Gene Ontology annotation, cellular component: nucleus.